UUCUACUUUUGGUUCAUUGCAUAUACCGACAAGGUGUGGCAAGACUGGUCCGAGACUUGUUUUCAAGACGACCCUGCUCUUUCCUGCAGUUGGAAUUCUCGAAUGACGCAAGACAAAGAGCAUCAAACUUCGAUUCCAGAUUGUUUGAUGUCUGGUUGCUUUGAUUGCUGCAGCACUCAGAGAAGAUGGAUAGGUGGAGCGCAAUGCGCGUCUGUGCUCUGGGCAUGCAGAUGGCUCUUCUGAGCUUGUCGACCAUGGUGGCAGGUCAGAACGAUGUUCAGAUAAUAUUUUAUGAAAGGAAUGACUGCUCAGGGUCUGGAAAUUUUUACAUUGGAUUUGAUCAAGAAAUCUGUCUCAGAGAAGGUGUUUGGCGAGGUUCUAUUCAAGUUGUUGGUGCUGGAAAUUGCGGGCGUACCCGGGUCUUCAAGAACAGAAAUUGCACUGGUACACCUACAGCUGACUUCGCCGGCGAUAUUUGUUACACGAUGGACAACCUCGCGGGUACGGCUAAUUCGGCAUACUGGUACGGAGGCUGCAGCACUCCACCUAAACCAGUGAAACCUGUAUGUAAGAGGAAGCCCCCAGUGCCUAGUGGAGUCGUUUUCAUCCCCAAGACCUACAACGGGAGCUGGAUUCUCAAUGGUUGGGAGAAUGCUAGAUUAUACUCAAAGCUGAAGAAUCUUUCAAAUGCCGAGAAAGUGGACUGGCUCCGAUCUCAUGGCGCGACUUUCAAGCCUAAGACUGCUGGGAAGACAAGAACGCUGUGAGCAUCAUAGUUCUGUGGACAGUCAUAGCUACGAGGCAAUAAUUCUCUGGAGCCUUACCACGAUGAUUGUGCUAGAUAUGUAGAUCAACGAGAUCUGGAUUGGAUAUGUUCGAAGGUAUAAAUACAUAGCUGUAUGAUGCGAUGGCGUAUUUGCUCUUAGUCUGGAUUUCAUCGAGAGAUCUAGCCUUUAAAGUCGACAAGUUUCGUAAAAUUUAUAUAAGA
Molecule: messenger RNA, 988 nt
Organism: Marchantia polymorpha subsp. ruderalis
Lineage: Eukaryota; Viridiplantae; Streptophyta; Marchantiopsida; Marchantiales; Marchantiaceae
Source: the annotation of a GenBank genome assembly